This is a messenger RNA of Mytilus trossulus (common blue mussel), 2937 nucleotides long. RefSeq names its product homeotic protein female sterile-like. Lineage: Eukaryota; Metazoa; Mollusca; Bivalvia; Mytilida; Mytilidae. The transcript is spliced from 19 exons. The record is from RefSeq and is a predicted model, not a curated record. Bases 169 to 2832 code for a protein of 887 amino acids.
GAAGCAGACGACGCAACCCGGGAAGUUUAAUUUGUUUAUGGGAUGAAAAGUUGUUGACGAAUUAUACUCUUAAAACACAUAUGAUGAAGGAGUAGACUUGAAUAACUUGUAAAUUUCAGUUUGAGGCUGUAACUUAACCAAACCUAAAGACUCAGACUGUCAUAGAAAAUGAGUAAUGCAGCAGAGCUAGACAAUCUUAUUCAAAGCUUUGAAUAUGAAAACCAACAGUAUAUUAAAUUGAUAGAGAAAGAAAGUCAGCACAUUGAAGCUAUUGAAUCAGAUAUCCAUGUGAGAAGAGGCCAGGCAGAUACUUUACAACAUGAGAUAGCCCAGCUAGAUGAAGAUACCAAGAGAGCUCACAAGCAAUUCAUGCACAAUAGAGAUAAUGUGGAAAAUUUGAAGAAAACAAUUCCAGUUUUGAAAGAUCAUGAGGUAGCUUUGGAGAAAACCUUGAAAAGUUUGAUAGAAAAUGGCAACCAAACAAGAAAAGAGAGAGAGGCAAUGCUACAGCACUAUAGAGAUGUUUGGAAAGACUAUGAAGCAAAGUACAAAUCUUUCCCAUUAGCUCAAGAAUUAGAGGCUAAGAAACAGAAAGUCAGAAUUCUUCAAAAUGAAUUAAAUGAAACAGAAGAGAGAGUCAGGAACUUACAGAAACAGAUUCAAGAUUUUAAUAGUAAUCAUGAUGUUGAUUUCAAAGAUAUGAAGAAACUGAUUAUCAAAAUAGCAGAACUUAAAACUGGAACCUCAGAAGUUGUUAGGAAAAUAAAACAUGCAUAUGAAGAGAAAAAGGUCAUUGAUGAAGAAAUUAAAAAGGCAAAAGAGAAGAAGCUUGCACAAGAAGAGGCUUCAAGACUUGAACAAGAAAAAUUAAAUGAAAGUAUGGAUUUAGAGGAAAAAGAUACUAGCCACGAUACUUCUGAUUCUUCAGCACUUAUCAGUAUGAUGAGAGAUGAUGAACCUGAUAUUAAUGGUAACUUUAUUAUUGAGAAACAGUCCAAUGUUUUAUCACAUUCAUUGGAGCAAGCCAUUGAUCAGCCACAGAAGGCUUCACCAUCUUUUACAGAACAGUAUGCUAGACUUAAUAAAGUGACUGCACCACAAAGAUCAACAGUUUCCUCUCCAGAGAACCGUCAACAAUCAUUACCUAUGGAAACAGAUGUCACUAGUCCUAGCCAAAUACAUCUAGAGUUUGCUGUUCAGAAUGCCAAAAUGAAGAAUUUAGAUAUACAAAGACAAAAUCAACAGAAUGUUUCUCAGCCACAAGUUAGACCUCAAACAUAUCAAGUAUUGUCACCACAACAGCAGUUUACUCCAAUGUCUGGACAACAAAUGUCACAAUUCCAACAGCAAUUUACAAGACCCUCUGGACAACAAUCAUCCCAAUCUCAACAGCAAUUUACUAGACCAUCUGGAAAACAAAUGCCACAAGUUCAACAGCAGUUUACUCAACCAACUGGACAACAAAUGUCACAAUUUCAACAGAUUGGCAGACCGUAUGUGCCUCAAGGUCCUUCUCAUCUUUUGAACAAGUCCGAAAUGUCGUCUUUGGCUCAAACAAUUCAGAAACAAACACCUAGACCAUUUGUGCCUCAAAGUACAACAUCUCAAGCCACAAGGCCUUCAGUGCCACAAUAUAAUUAUAGUCCAAUGAACAGAAAUUCUGCUCCACAAAACACAAAUCAGCAGAUUUACAGAAACCCACAAAAUUUAAAUGAACAGAUGUACAAAAACUUGGUGCCCCAGAUUAAAUCACAGUUUACUACAAGAUCAGCUGUUCCCCAGAUAGUUCAACGACCAGAAACACCAAAAUAUACACAUCAACAGGUCACAAGACCUUUACAGCAAGCCUCUCAAGUACAAAAAUAUAGACAAGUAGCUCCACAAACACAACCUCCACAGACUUUUGAAGCACCAAGGACACCACAACUACAGAUGCCAACCAGGCAAUCACCUGUAACACUGAGACCUAAUACUCCAAAUGUUGCAAACCUUCCCCUGACAGAUCAAGUCAGGAAAAUGACACCAUCAAAACAACCAGGGUCCAAGGUUCAAGAUCAAUCUCCUAGGAAACCACUUCCUCAAUCUUCAACAACUGCUGGACAGAAUAAACAGAAUGAACAGUUAGAUAUAAAUGGAAAUCCUUACCUUAAUCUACAACAGUCACCAAAGACACCCAAAACACCAGAACACAUGUUAGCAGAAACAGGAUCUGGUGACUUUAGCCCAUUUGAUAUGGAGAAACACAGACAAAAGCUCCAAAAGUUAAAACAAUCACCAGGACAGCCAAUGAGAGAAGCUAGACCAAUGUAUUCAGCUGAAAAAGUGGAUUCCAGCAAAGAAACAGAACCAGGGAUAUUUAUGGGUGUUCAGAGCAUAUUUGACACAAAGAGUACCAGCAAGACUGGCAGUGCUGCUGACAAUAACAUAAACUUUAGUGGUUUUGCUACGGAAAUGUCCAUGUUUCAGUCUGGUGGUGGAGGUAACAUGUUUCCUAGCGCUGGUGAUGGUGGCGGUGAAAAAUCUAAUUUCUUUGGUAGCAAAUCACCAGAUUUGGGCACAGCGGAUUCAGGGUUCAGUUUUGGAGCGGCAGAUAAAUCUGGAGGAAGUUCUAUCAUGUCAUUGUUUGGUAGCAGUAAUUCAGAAGACGAUACACAGGAAACCAGUUUCUCUUUCAGCUUUGGAGGAGGUGGAGGAGGGGACCAGUCAGGAGGAAGUCCUGGAUUUAGCUUUGGCGGGGCAGAUAAAUCUGGAGGUGCUUCAAUUAUGUCAUUGUUUGGUGGCGGUAAACCAGAAGAGAAAACACAAGAGAGCAACUUCUCUUUUAGUUUUUGAUGAACUGGCACUUUAAAUUCAAUUGUUCUAGAGUUCGAUUUCUGAAAAAAUUAUGCCUUUGAUCUCUUUUUCUGUUAUUAUUUAAAACAAUUUCGAAAUCAUUAU